GGUCGUUUCGUUUUUCUCACUUUCAGUUUCGAUUCGUUUCACUGCUGCUUUUUACAAUGCCGUCGACCAUUAACUCUGGUUUGCCUUCUACGACCGAUGGAAACGAUAUGGAUCUGCAAAAAUGGCUAAAGGAAAUAGAAAAUGCUGAAAACCUUAUGGACGAUGUUGAAGCGAAAACAAGCUCUUUGCAAGCCAAAGUCGAUGCUCUUUUGGCCCAACUGAUGAACGACAGCGAAUCGUCGCAAUCAAGUGACGAUGUCACCAAGCAAAACGCAUCCGAUGCUUAAUCGGACCAUUUUGUUGAUAGCAUGUUGCAUGGGGAUACUGUGCGCAAUGCAUAUUGCAUUGCACUUAACUUCCCUUAAAAUCUGGUAGUUGACUUUGUUUUUUUUUGUGUUUUGCCA
Messenger RNA from Radiomyces spectabilis, 404 nucleotides. RefSeq lists its product as uncharacterized. The transcript has a single exon. The record is from RefSeq and is a predicted model, not a curated record. Bases 57 to 287 code for a protein of 76 amino acids. Lineage: Eukaryota; Fungi; Mucoromycota; Mucoromycetes; Mucorales; Radiomycetaceae.